CACGUUCUGACAUGCAUGAAGUUGACACUCCGCCCUGCACACUGCUCUAGAGGAAGUCACACUGCCACGCGCAUACAAAAAGGAAGGAGUGUGUGUGAGUGUGUGUUUGAGAGUAGAGAGAGUGUGUGUGAGUGUGAGAGUAGAGAAGUGAAGAUGGCUGAGAAUAGAACGAGCUCCAACAUCAGCGGAAACCUCGGAGCUGGAGCCGGAUUCCUGGCCAAGAAGUUCCAGAAGUCCAUGAACAGAGCACAGGAGAAGGUCCUUCAGAAACUCGGGAAAACCAUGGAGACCAAAGACGAGCAGUUCGAGCAGUGUGCAGCAAAUCUGAACAAACAACAGACGGACGGUUCCAGGUUGUAUAAGGACGUGAAGGCGUACUACAACGCAGUCAAAGCGAUGCACGAGACGUCGAAACGUCUCUCCCAGACGCUGAAGGACGUGUACGAGUCGGACUGGCAGGGCGUGGAAGAUCUGUCCGUUAUUACGGAGAGCGAGGACCUGCUGUGGAAUGAUUACGAGGAGAAGUUGAGCGAUCAGGUGGUUCGCACGAUGGAGAACUACACCAGCCAGUUCCCUGAUGUCAAAGAGCGAGUUGCUAAACGUGGACGUAAGCUGGUGGAUUACGAUUCGGCUCGUCAUCAUCUGGAGUCGCUGCAGAGCGCCAAGAAGAGAGACGACGCCAAAAUAUCCAAAGCGGACGAAGAGUUCAAUCGAGCUCAGAGUGUGUUCGAGGACAUAAACACAGAGCUGAGGGAGGAGCUGCCCGUCCUCUAUCAAAGUCGUAUCGGCUGCUACGUCACCGUGUUUCAGAACGUCUCCAACCUGAGGGACGUCUUCUACAAAGAGAUGAGCGUGUUAAAUCGCGACAUGUACAACGUCAUGAAGAAGCUGGAGACACAGCACUCCACCAAAACCUUCAUCAUCAAAGGCCUCAACAGUACCGCGUCUAAGAAGAGGAAAUCUCUGACCAUCUCUGCGCCCAUCCCCUGUAACACGGCGUUUCCUCCCGAUCAUCCGGGUCUGAGCAAACUCAGCGUUCCCGAAGAACUCGCGCACAAACACGCGGACACCACGCGCUCUGGUAACACGCCGCCGGGAACGUCCGACUCGGACGACUCGAGCUUUGCCGGAAGCACCCCGAGCACACCGAGUCGACAGUCCGUGUGCUCCGGGAGCGAGGGCGCCGAACAUCACGUGAGCGACGGGAACACGGCCGACGCGAACACGGCCGACGCGGCGGCGCAGCCGGGAAGCGAACACGCCAAAGAGGAACACGUUUCCGAGUCCGCUCCGUUGGACGACACACCCACGUCUGAAACUCAAGCUGAGGAGGAAGAUGAAGCAGAGGAGUCCAUCACCAUGACGACAAAUGAGGAGGAGACGGGACGUGAAGAGAAAGAAGACUGUGGAGGAGAAGGAGGAGGAGGAGAGCAGGAACAGAGUGAAGAGUUCCAGAAAGAACCAGAGGUCACGAGUCAGGAGACCGACGCAUCACGACCGCCUGGAUUCCUCUACAAGGCCGUUGCUCUGGAGACCCAGGAAUCGGACGAGGGUAUACUACUUCUCUUCACUAAAGGAGACCUGCUCCUCGUAUUUGUUGAGGAAGAAGAAGAAGAAAAGCCGGACGGCACUGUGUGGGCGAUCAGAGAACAGGACUGGAUCCAGUAUAAAGACCUGACUCUCCUCUCGGGCAUCGUCACGGAGACGAUGAUUCAGAGAAUCGACUCCUGAGUCACGUCUCACCAUUUGAUUCCUGACUCAGCAGCUCAGUUGACCCUGAGACCACAACACGUGCUUUCAGUUCUGCAAUCAGAGAACCCAAGUUCCUUCCUCAGCCGUCCUCUUCACUUUCAUUUACACGUUUCCAACAAACUGCAUGUUUUACACUUUACACAGGUGUGUGUGUGUGUGUGUGUGUGUGUGUGUGUGUCCUGACUGUUUAUUCAGUAUUCAGUAUUAACAGAGCAUUGUUACAGCUGAAGAUAUGAUUUCAGUGUUUAAAGUGCAAUCAUCAUCCUUCUAAAACUAUGCUUUUUCUUUUUUCUGAACUCUCAUCUCUUUCUCUCGCAAAAUUUGUAAAAUUAAAAAAGUGAUAUUAAUAUAGCGAAUAACUGUGAAACAUCCCGAACAUUUUAUAAACCCUUUUUUUUAAUGCGUACAAAUUACUAUUCAAAUUAUAUUCAAUAAAGAUUUAUGUCUAUAAUGUUUGUUU
Molecule: messenger RNA, 2212 nt
Organism: Ictalurus furcatus (blue catfish)
Lineage: Eukaryota; Metazoa; Chordata; Actinopteri; Siluriformes; Ictaluridae
Gene: bin2b
Product: bridging integrator 2b
Exons: 13
Coding region: 16-1731 (571 amino acids)
Biological process (GO): podosome assembly; plasma membrane tubulation; phagocytosis, engulfment
Cellular component (GO): phagocytic cup; cytoplasm; plasma membrane
Molecular function (GO): protein binding; phospholipid binding
Source: RefSeq, a predicted model, not a curated record